AUUAUUUAGGUCUAAUUUGUGAAAACAUUUGAUUUGUUUCCUUUUUUUUGUAGAAAUGAGUAAUUUAAGAUUACAAAAACGGCUUGCGUCAAAUAUAUUAAAAUGUGGCAAGCGAAAAGUUUGGUUAGAUCCCAAUGAAGUUAAUGAAAUAGCGAAUGCUAACUCAAGACAAAAUAUUAGAAAAUUAGUAAAAGAUGGUUUAAUAAUAAAAAGACCAGAGGCGAUUCAUUCAAGAGCUAGAGUGAGAAAAAAUAUAAUUGCCAGAAAAAAAGGACGACAUACGGGCCCUGGUAAAAGAAAAGGAACUGCUAAUGCAAGAAUGCCUGAAAAGGUUUUGUGGAUGAGGCGUAUUCGAGUAUUAAGAAGACUUUUAAAGAAAUAUCGCGAAGCUAAAAAGAUUGAUAGACAUUUGUAUCAUGCACUUUAUAUGAAAUGUAAAGGUAAUGUAUUUAAAAAUAAACGUACCCUUAUGGAAUAUAUACACAAGAAAAAGGCAGAAAAUACUAGAGCUAAACAAAUAAGUGAUCAAGCUGAAGCAAGAAGAACUAAAGUUAAGGAAUCAAGAAAGAGAAGGGAAGAACGAGUACUCACCAAAAAACAGGAUUUACUAAAAUCAAUUGAAAAAGAAGAAGAAAUUAAAAAAUAGUAUAAUAAAUGAAAUAUUCAUGACAUAUGUCAAUAUGAUAAAUAUAUAAUAAAUUAUAAUUAUUGUUCCUA
Molecule: messenger RNA, 717 nt
Organism: Gordionus sp. m RMFG-2023
Lineage: Eukaryota; Metazoa; Nematomorpha; Gordioida; Chordodea; Parachordodidae
Product: large ribosomal subunit protein eL19-like
Exons: 5
Coding region: 56-646 (196 amino acids)
Biological process (GO): translation
Cellular component (GO): cytosolic large ribosomal subunit; ribosome
Molecular function (GO): structural constituent of ribosome; RNA binding
Source: RefSeq, a predicted model, not a curated record